This is a messenger RNA of Vavraia culicis subsp. floridensis, 1089 nucleotides long. RefSeq lists its product as uncharacterized. The transcript has a single exon. NCBI's taxonomy places the organism in Eukaryota, Fungi, Microsporidia, Pleistophoridae. The record is from RefSeq and is a predicted model, not a curated record. Bases 1 to 1089 code for a protein of 362 amino acids.
AUGGAAAAUACAAGCUCAUCGGACGAUAAUAUUUUGGAAACGUGUGUUAUAGACAGCAGCGACCUGGAAUCGGCUGAAAAUGAAACAGGCGGUACACAAGUAUGUGAGAAUAAUGGCGCUCCGUACGGUAAAACGGAUUCGCUGAGUCGUAUCGAUGGUGGCUAUGAAAGUGAAAAAACGGAUAAAAACGAUGAUACAUUCGACGAAAACAGUGAAAAAUGUGCAAGUGACAAUGAAAUAGGGUACUACAGGGAUGAGGAUUAUAACUGUGAAGAUAGAAAAUACAUCGAACGAGUGAGAAAUGAUUCAGACGAUGCUGAUGCAGUGGAAAUGCAUUCCUCGCCAGAGACAGUAUUGAAUAUGAAAGACCACAACCGGUUUAACGCGGAAGCACUCAAAAAAAACAUCGAUGGAUCGCAACACCAGGAAUGGCUAUUAAUGGAAUCUUGUACGAGGGACCCCAAAAAAAUGGAGAAUCUACCCAAUACAACAUCUAAAAGUAGGAAUGAAAGGAAAAAAGAACGUGAUAAACAUGAGAUAACAAACGAAGAUGAACAAAUUGAUGAAAAUAAUGGGAGGGAUGCAGCUUCCGUGGAUAAAGACGGUGAGAAAAUGAAGGAUAGCGCGGAAAUAGCAGAAGAAGAGAAAGUUAUUGUGAAUAGUGAUAAUAAUAGGGAUGAAGACAGAGAUUUUGAGGGAAAUAACGAAACGGAGUGUGGUGAAGAAAUUGCAGACGAUGAUUAUGAGAAGAGUGGAGAAAACAAUAAUGAACGUUUCGAGGCUGUCAACGAUGUAAGAUCAAAUGAUAGUGAAAAUUUAGAUGAAAAUAAUCCAGAGGUUGCCAAAGAAAGUGGUAAAGAUGUGUCUUUCAGUCUAGCUCAGUUGAUUGCGGCGAAAAACGAUGAUAGUAACUACGAUGUAAUGAAACACCUAAAUAUAAUCGAUCCUGAGCUGCAAGAGGGCAGCAAGAAGAUGUUUAUUGAUGAUAUCGUGAAAGGUGAACAGUCCAAAAGUAUUUUGGGAAAGAUAGAAGGUGAAUUGCGUGAAAACUAUGAGAUGGAAAAAAAAUGGAGGAAGAGAAAGAAAUAA